Molecule: messenger RNA, 1738 nt
Organism: Ectocarpus siliculosus
Lineage: Eukaryota; Phaeophyceae; Ectocarpales; Ectocarpaceae
Source: the annotation of a GenBank genome assembly
ACUACUGCUGCGUUGGCUGUUUGUUUUCUCGCAACCUUCGAACACCAACCACACGAGGCCGACCAUCACGCACUAGACAACGAUGGUGAGAGUAGGCCACUUCUGCGUGGUGGCUGCGGCCGCGGCUGACGUGUGCACGGCGUUCGUCGCCCCCGUCGGACAGGCGGCGGCGGGAGGACUGGUCGCAUCUUCUUCCCAGCAACAACACGCACGAGUGUUGGUCUCGGCAAGGAGUCAGUCCUCCGACACGUUCCACCACCACCGCGCCGGCGGCCGCCGCAGGCAACGGCUUGCCCUACAGAUGCAGUCGGACGGGCCCAGCCAGUGGGCGGGCGGGGGCAUCAACGUAUCCGGCGAGGCGCCCUUCGAGAUCCGGGGAUUCUCGCUGGCAAACGCCGCUGCGCUCGCCGGUCUUGCCAUCACGUGCGCCUCGUUUUACGAGUACUUUUCCACGGGCGGUGCGGGCGGCCUUUCCGGCAUCGGGUUCGUCUACGGUAUCCCCAUCGCGCUCAUCGGGCUCGCACUGAAGUACGCCGAACUCCCCCCCGCGCCACUUCAAACGACACCCGAGGCAGAGGCUUUGUUCGAGGAGAAGGCAACUGAGACGAUCAGAUCUAUCAAGAGCGACGUGACCCGCCACCGGUACGGAGACGAGGCGCACUUGGACACGACCGUCAAGUUCCUUGGUCUCGUGAUGCCGCAGUCCGACUACCCGCAGCUCCAGUACAUCUCUCAGACGAUUGAACCAAACGGCGAGCUGGGAUUCACCAUGGUGUUUCAGUCUAAGAUGACGCCGUUCAAGAGGUGGGUGGAGCCGGAGCGCGUCGAGAAGUACGUGGCGUUCUUCGGGCCUGGGGUGGAUGCGGAGGUGAUCAAGGUGGACGCUCAGGAGAAGUUGGUUGCCAUCAAGCUCACCACGCUGCCCCCAGGCGCGCAGCCAACCCCGAAGGUCACGGCACCCCCUGCGGAAGAAACGGUAGCGGAGUAGACUGCAACGCGUGCGAUAAGGUGGAGCAAUCGUUUCUCCCAAGUCUCGUUCAAGCGCGAUGCGUAGGUGUUGGGGCCGGGCUGGGUUGGCCCCGACGGGGGGGGAGCUGUCAGGCCUGUUGUUAGUCCGCCAGGUCGGAUUCAGCGGGUUGGACUAUGUGGCCGGGCUUGCGCCGAUUGCACGACGUGGCGUUGAUGUCACAGCGGGCGGCUAGAUACAGAGAAGCACGGGGCCUGGUCGGGCAGAGAAAAUGACAAGCUUCGCCCCGCUCGGCAAGGGUUGUUGGGAGAAUGGAAACAUGGGGAUGAUUAGUACGAGCACGGCAUAGAUAUGUCGUGUUCCCGAUGCGAUCCGUAGCUAUGCUCGCCUCAUGAGUGUCGAUGUUUGUUGGGUUGAGCGCGUCGAGCUUUGGACGGACACGAUUCAGCAGGCAGCACCCUUCGGCUACUGCUGUGAUCGAUCAAACUCGACUGCUGUUGCUGUGGCGAAAUAGACGAUGGCACUACACCGGCUCUUUCGCCGCAAAUGCAAUCAAUAGACUGGACGAUGCCUGUUGGUUUGUUGUUCAAUGGGGAAACUGUAUUGGGGUGUAAACGUUAGAAUCGCCCACACGCUCGAUUGUGUCAAGCGGAUGUACGGAGUGUUGCACUCUGUUGCGGGAACGGAGGUUGUCCCGUAUCUUAAGCUGGAAUCGGCCCUGUGUGAGUUGAAAAUAAAUAGGUCACUGCUGUCAGGAUGGCAGCACAGGUC